AUGAAGGAAGAAGUUGCUCAAAGCAGAAGCAAUGGCGAUAGUGAUAACUUGCCCACGUUAUCGGAAACACGGACAGCAGCUACCAAUGUUGGCGGAAAUGCUGAGACUCUUGAAACGAACAACGGCGGUGUUGACGCUGAUGACUUGUUGCCUAUUCUGGUUCAGAAAGGUGUUGUUUUGUCCCAAGGUGCCGCCAGCAGUGAGAUGGGUGUUUCGCGUCUCAAUGAGGAGGUAAGAAAAUCGCCUUCUGCUUCUGCCAGUACCACCUCCUCGUCCAAACCAAAAUUAAAUGGUAUGGGUCACAUUGGCAUCGGAGUUCCUAAAGAAACGGACAAUAGUCAGUGCCGGCACCCGGCGCUGACUAGUAUUAUUGAGACCGCCGAGGAGAUACCACAGACGACGUUCGUCUGCACCAGUCGCCAGGGAGACACCGACUCGGUGUCGGGCGAAAAUACCAGUGCACCCGCGGAGCGUCUUUCCGAGGCAAGACCAGUGACUGAGGAUGAUGAGAGGGUCAAUCUCCCAGAUGCUGUUCCGUAUGACGAAGAUACUCUCGACUUGGGCCUACAACGACGCAAACUAGAGAGAAACAAGACUCUCGGAUACCUGAUUCUGCUAUUGAUGUUUGGCGUUGUUUCCAUCGUUGCGGUGGUGGCGGCUAAAGUGUCGUCAUCCGCUCAUCACAAAAACGAAGACAAGACACCGGUGCUUCGGACGUCGACACCCUCGUCUGGGUCAUCAAGCUCUUCCCCUUCCAUGGGACCCACGAUGGCACCAACAUCUCUGCUGGCCAUGAAUCUCCUUGCGCCCAGCACAUCAAUGGCGGUUGCAACGCCGAUGUCGCCACAAAACAGGGCAUAUCACUUCAUGAAGGGAGAGUAUAAUAUCACAGGCAAGAGCACGAAUGAUACCACUUGUAACCAGUAUGGUGUUUUCACCAGGCUCCAUGUGCACCUGCCAGGGCAAAUGGCUGGCUCGGGAACAACUUCCAUGCCACCUGAGAUUGCUCUGUUACCAGCACUUGAAGAAAUCAACCUUGGGAAUAUUGGCAUCAAUGGUCACAUUGAGCACUUCCUAGUGCCAGAGUUGAAACAAUUGACCAGCAUCAAGAGGAUUGGCCUUGCCAGCAACGGCCUCACUGGGCCCAUUCAAGAUUCUGUUUUUGAUUGCCUGCCAACUGCAUCUGUUGAAGAAUUCACCAUUUGA
Molecule: messenger RNA, 1206 nt
Organism: Seminavis robusta
Lineage: Eukaryota; Bacillariophyta; Bacillariophyceae; Naviculales; Naviculaceae
Source: the annotation of a GenBank genome assembly